Colletotrichum acutatum is the source of this 948-nucleotide messenger RNA. Its product is annotated as RTA1 like protein-domain-containing protein. The record is from RefSeq and is a predicted model, not a curated record. Bases 1 to 948 code for a protein of 315 amino acids. NCBI's taxonomy places the organism in Eukaryota, Fungi, Ascomycota, Sordariomycetes, Glomerellales, Glomerellaceae. The transcript is spliced from 3 exons. Gene Ontology annotation, cellular component: fungal-type vacuole; plasma membrane.
AUGUCGGAAGUUUGCCCCCUUCUGACCAACGCCAAUUGCACCGUGGAAACCUGUCCCCUCAGCUGCGCUCAAGUUGAAUACCUUCCGACUCUUGCCGGUAAUGCAGUCUACGCGGCGGCUUUUGGGCUGCUCCUGAUCGCUCAGAUCGGUCUCGGUAUCCGGUAUAAGACAUGGGGAUUCAUGGUUGGCAUGGUCUGUGGUCUCGUCCUCGAGGUCGUCGGAUACGCCGGUAGAAUCAUGCUGCAUAACAACCCAUUCGACUUCAAUAACUUCAUCAUCUACCUCGUCCCUCUUACCAUCGCACCCGCCUUCCUUGCCGGCGCCCUCUACCUCUGCCUCUCCCGUAUCAUCAUCGUCCACGGCCAGCACAUCUCUCGCUUCAGCCCACGCACCUACGCAAUAACCUUCAUGACAAGCGACUUCAUCUCCCUCGUACUUCAGGGCGCCGGUGGUGGCAUCGCAGCUACUGCAGACACACACUCUGGCAGCGAGACAGGCAGAGCGAUGAUGGUCGCAGGUGUCGUGUUCCAAGUCGUAUCCCUGCUCGUCUUCAUGCUCUUGUGGUUGGAGUUUGUCUUCCGCCUCCGCAAGACGACCGAGGGCAACAAGGGUGGAUCACGCUUCGCUGAGCUCAGGCCGACGAAGAAGUUCUUCUUGUUUCAGUGGGCGCUCGGCGCGGCUGUUCUGCUGGUCUUCAUCCGCUCGGUCUAUCGUGUUGCGGAGUUGCAGCAGGGCUUUAAUGGGCCUAUUGCCAAUGACGAAGUGUCUUUCAUGAUUUUGGAGGGACCGAUGAUAUUCCUGGCGAUUCUCGCGGUAACGGUAUUCCAUCCCGGUAUCGGAUUUGAUGGUCAGUGGAGCAGCGCGGCUUGGUCUGAAGGCUGCCUUCGAAAUGAGCAGCUCAUCUAUGGAGGAGAUUCAAGGAAACCAUGCUUGAGAUCGACUAGAUAA